AGGUUUUCCAGGUUAUUUCCUUUGGUUGGCAUUAUGCCUCCCAAUCUUGCAAUUUGCUGCUUGUUUCCAGAGGAGCCUGAUGAUUCCGUGCAUAUAUUCACCGGUCAUACCGGUGAGGUUUAUACAGUUGCCUGCAGCCCAAUGGAUGCUUCGUUAGUGGCAACUGGGGGUGGAGAUGACAAAGGAUUUCUUUGGAGGAUUGGGCACGGAGAUUGGGCUUUUGAGCUCCAAGGUAUGUGCAAGGUACACCAGUUAUAUAGUUUUCUCCCUUGCUGUUUACAGUGGUGAGGCAAUAUUUUCCUCCUACGAAAUGAUAACCACAUAUCAUUCUUAAAGAUUUCUUUUUUAUAACAUCAAACAGAAAAAUAGAACUUUCUAUUAUGUUGUAGAAAGGAACGCCC
This is a messenger RNA of Carya illinoinensis, 401 nucleotides long. Its product is annotated as angio-associated migratory cell protein-like. The coding region runs from base 34 to 288 and encodes 84 amino acids. The record is from RefSeq and is a predicted model, not a curated record. Gene Ontology annotation, molecular function: protein binding. NCBI's taxonomy places the organism in Eukaryota, Viridiplantae, Streptophyta, Magnoliopsida, Fagales, Juglandaceae. The transcript has 2 exons.